Panonychus citri (citrus red mite) is the source of this 1394-nucleotide messenger RNA. RefSeq lists its product as uncharacterized. The coding region runs from base 669 to 1214 and encodes 181 amino acids. The record is from RefSeq and is a predicted model, not a curated record. The transcript is spliced from 2 exons. NCBI's taxonomy places the organism in Eukaryota, Metazoa, Arthropoda, Arachnida, Trombidiformes, Tetranychidae.
UUCCGACAUCUUUAAUUGUAACAAUUAACUGCAAAUACCCAACAAUAAACACUGAUUAUUACAUUGGAAUCAGUUGUGAAUCAAAUCAAAACAAAACGAAACCAAUGGUUACCAUUGAGUAGAUGAACAAUUUGGUUUGAUUUUUUUUUUCUAAUUCUAAUUGUAAUUAUAAUUAACAAUAAUUUCCGUUAAAUUGGUGAUUUAAAUUGUUACCUUUGAUUGUUAAAAAUAAAGUUCAUCCGUUAAUCGGUUUCAUUGAUUAUUGAGCUGUGAAGAUAAACUCAUUUUAAUUAUCAUGUUUACUAAAUUAAAUGUAAUUGUUAAAAUGGUUAAUGGACACAAAUGAUCAAUUAAAUUGUGGUUAAAGUUUAAAUUAAAUCAUUGAGAGAUAUUAAUGAUUAUUAACAACAAUCAAAAGAAAAGACUAAAAAUAAAUUGUUCAUAUCGAUACUUAAAAACUUACCAAUUAAUCAGAACCAAAUCAUCUGGAACAAUUAAAAUUAUUUAGCAGUUUGAUUUAAUUUAAUUGGAACUUAUCAAUUUGAUGAAUAUGAUUAGUUGAUCAUUUGAAAUGAUGAUUUUGAUUGGAUCACUUGAUUGAAAAAAAAAGUUUUCUUUCCAUCAAAAAUAUUAAUUGUUUGAAGAAUUAGAAUAAUUUUUGAUAAUCAAUGAAAUCUAAUCAAUUGUUAAUCUUUAAUUGUUUCAUUUUCCUUUGUUUCUUAUUGAGUCCAAUCGAUGGAUCAAUGUUAUCGAUCAUCGCUUAUGCCACGAUCGCUAAUCUACUUAGACCCAGGUCACGAUAUCCACCACAAUCGGCACCACUACCACCACACCCUCAGGUACCACAAUUACAAUACGAAUCAUCAUCACCAGGUCACUCAGGGGUCAGUCAAAUUUUGGAACCACAAUCGUCACAAUCAUUUUUAACCCAAUCGGUUGUACCAUCGGAACGAGGCUUUGGUUAUCCAGGAGGAAUUACAAUCGAUAACAAUCCAGUAACUGAUUGGGCCAAGAGUUUACAGUCUCACCCUGAAAGUCAAAAGGUCCCAAGUUUUUAUGGUUCCUACCCAACGAAAGGCUACCAAAUCUUCAACGGGCCACCACCGACUUCGGGAUUGUUUCCCAAGAAACCAGGAUUCCAACCGGUGUUCAAAUUUUCUGGUAUCGGCGACCAUUUUAAAAGUGUCCCAGAAAAGGGUUUAUUUCAACUCUAAUCGUCCACUGACCAAUCAACAAUCAACCAAUUACUUAAUGGGAAUCUUGUUACCUCCUUAAUAUCAGUUACUGAAAUUCAGUGCCAAUAAAACUCAACAAACAAAAUCAAUUGAUUGUCCAUUACAAUUAUUGAUUCCAAUUGAUUAACAGUUGCAAACGUCAUCAAUUGAUCAGUUAAA